Molecule: messenger RNA, 1506 nt
Organism: Varanus komodoensis (Komodo dragon)
Lineage: Eukaryota; Metazoa; Chordata; Lepidosauria; Squamata; Varanidae
Gene: MGAT3
Product: beta-1,4-mannosyl-glycoprotein 4-beta-N-acetylglucosaminyltransferase
Exons: 1
Coding region: 1-1506 (501 amino acids)
Biological process (GO): protein N-linked glycosylation; N-acetylglucosamine metabolic process
Cellular component (GO): membrane
Molecular function (GO): beta-1,4-mannosylglycoprotein 4-beta-N-acetylglucosaminyltransferase activity
Source: RefSeq, a predicted model, not a curated record
AUGAAGAUGAGACGCCACAAACUCUUUCUGACGCUGUGCAUGGCUGGUCUUUGCCUCAUCUCCUUCCUUCACUUCCUGAAGGCCCUCUCCUAUGUCACAUUCCCCAGGGAACUGGCAUCGUUGAGCCCCAACCUGGUCUCUAACUUUUUCUGGAACAAUGCACCUGUCACACCUCAGGUCAGCCCAGAACCUGGAGGUCCAGAGUUUCUGCGGACACCCCUGUACUCCCAUUCACCUCUGCUCCAGCCCCUCUCCCCAAGUCGAGCCAGCGAGGAGUUGCACAAAGCUGAGUUUGUGCUGCCCGAAGACUCUACGGAAUACUUUGUGCACACCAAAGCUGGCGGAGUGUGCUUCAAGUCAGGCACAAAGGUGCUGGAGAAGCCACUUGUGGGCCGGCCAGAGGAGAAGCUCGAGGAAGCUGCUUCCGGGCGCCUAGGCCGGAAGCCUUUGAGUGCCAGCGGGACAAAGCGACGCAAGUGGGUGGAAUGCAUGUGCCUGCCUGGCUGGCACGGGCCUAGUUGUGGGGUGCCUACUGUGGUGCAGUACUCAAACCUCCCCACGAAAGACCGCCUGACCCCACGGGAAGUGCCACGGAGGGUCAUCAAUGCCAUCAAUGUCAAUCAUGAAUUCGACCUCUUGGACGUGCGUUUCCAUGAGCUGGGUGAUGUGGUAGAUGCCUUCGUGAUCUGUGAAUCCAACUUCACCGCAUACGGGGAGCCGCGCCCUCUCAAGUUCCGUGAGAUGCUGCUGAAUGGCUCCUUUGACUACAUCCGCCACAAGGUGCUCUAUGUCUUCCUGGAUCACUUCCCCCCAGGGGGGCGCCAGGAUGGCUGGAUUGCCGAUGACUACCUGCGCACCUUCCUGACACGGGACGGCAUCUCCCGGCUCCGCAACGUGCGGCCCGAUGAUGUCUUCAUCAUUGAUGAUGCAGAUGAAAUCCCAGGCCGCGAUGGUGUGCUCUUCCUCAAACUCUACAAUGGCUGGACGGAGCCCUUUGCUUUUCAUAUGCGUAAAUCCCUCUACGGCUUCUUCUGGAAGCAGCCUGGCACCCUGGAGGUGGUUUCCGGUUGCACUGUGGGUAUGCUGCAGACUGUUUAUGCCAUGGAUGGGAUUCGGCUACGCAGGAGGGAGUACUAUACCAUGCCAGGCUUUCGGCAGUAUGAGAAUAGCACUGGUCACAUCCUGGUGCAGUGGUCCCUGGGUAGUCCGCUCCACUUUGCUGGCUGGCACUGCUCUUGGUGUUUCACACCUGAAGGAAUCUAUUUCAAACUGGUGUCAGCCCAGAAUGGGGAUUUUCCCCGCUGGGGGGACUAUGAAGACAAACGAGACCUGAACUAUAUUCGAGAACUAAUCCGGACUGGUGGGUGGUUUGAUGGCACCACCCAGGAGUACCCUCCUGCAGACCCCAAAGAACAAAUGUACGCUCCCAAAUACCUGCUCAAGAACUACGAGCGGUUUCGUUACUUACUGGAGAACCCUUACCAGAAAGCUGAGGGGGCCGGGUGA